This is a messenger RNA of Paraphaeosphaeria sporulosa, 1615 nucleotides long. Its product is annotated as cytochrome P450. The record is from RefSeq and is a predicted model, not a curated record. Lineage: Eukaryota; Fungi; Ascomycota; Dothideomycetes; Pleosporales; Didymosphaeriaceae. The transcript has 2 exons. Gene Ontology annotation, molecular function: iron ion binding; oxidoreductase activity, acting on paired donors, with incorporation or reduction of molecular oxygen; monooxygenase activity. The coding region runs from base 1 to 1575 and encodes 524 amino acids.
AUGACCCUUGUUAGUCCUACCCCGACCCCGAGUAGACUCUCAGUCACACUCUCGCUGUUUUCUCGUGGUCAAGUGCGCAGGCCAAACAACUCGACCGCAUCACCACCAUGGGCUAUGGAACACUAUUCCCGAAUCUACUUUCACCCUCUUCGUCACGUGCCCGGCCCAUUUUACGCCUCGAUCAGCUCGCUGUUCCUUUACAUAAUCUGCUACCUGGGCAUCGAGGGCCACGUUCUCCGAUCCCUACAUCUACGUUACGGUACCCCUGUACUUCGUGUGGGACCAAACAGUGUCUCGGUAUCCGACAGCGGUGCCCUCCAGGAGAUUUACGUUUCAGGUGGUGGAUUUCCGAAAGACUCUCGAUACACCAACUUCGAUCUUGGACCUGUCAAAUCUAUCUUCUCGUCGGUUGAUAGGGAGUAUCGCGACCAUCGUGCCAAAGCGGUUGCGCCGCUGUUCGCUCCCAGCCGCAUACGCUCUGCAUGCGCCCCGACAGAGGCUAUAGGGAAAGCAAUAACUCAAUUCGUUCAUAUUAUCCAACAGUUCAAGAAUGAAAGGAUAUCCUUCGACCUAGUGGAUGUCUGCGCGCGUCUUUCAAUUGACGUCGUGACAGCGUAUUUGCUGGACGAACCGUACGGCGGCUUAGCCGAAAUCGGGCACCUUCCCCCAAAAGCGCAAGCGAGGACAAAGCUCAGCGCCAACCCUUUCAUAUUCGCCAUUGUCGCAUUCUCCCGGUUCUCACUCUUUCCAAAAUGGCUUUUCUCACAACUUUACAAGCUGUCUGUGCGACUGAGCUUGACAGACGAAGCAAAGCAGUCUUUCCGCAAGCUCGAUAUCUUCGCAACUAAAGCUGUUACUCGCAUUACUAGUCAGAAAGACCCGAACAACGAAUACACCUAUCAAUCACGCCUUCUUGCAGCGGGAAUUUCUGUGUCUGAGACAACAGCGCAAUGUAAAGCUAUUACAUUCGCUGGAGCGGACUCCACCGCUGUAAUGCUCGCGACCAUCCUCUUCCACUUGAUUCGAAAUCCUUCCGCGCGUCGCACCCUUGUUACGGAGAUCGAGGAACACCAGAAAGAAUCUGCUGGAUCCUUUGACCCUGAAACUAUCCCGUAUCUUCGUGCAGUCGUCAAAGAAGGCCUCCGAUUGGGCAUGGCAAAUCCCACACGACUCACUCGCGUUGUUCCGAAAAAGACUGUGCUUGACGUCGGUGGAUACAGCCUGCCCGCAGGCACUGUGGUUGGGUGUGCUGCCUACACUCUCCAUCAUGAUCCGAUGGUUUUUUCAGAACCGUUUGAGUUCAGACCGGAGCGCUGGCUAGAAAGCGGACGUGAAGGAAGUCUUACAAGGCCAGAUAUGGAGAGGAAUAUGAUGCCGUUUGGGGUGGGACUGAGAGCUUGCAUUGGCAAGAAUUUGGCGCUGCGACAACUGUAUGAAACCGUCUCAGCAGUCCUACAGAUGAACGUUGGCGGAGGUCUGUUGGAGGGUGCGAAAGUGAGGCAAGAGCGAAUCGAAAUAAUUGAAUGGUUCAAUGGUGAGAUUAAAGGGCACUGUCUGGAUGUCGAUUGGGAAUGAAAGUUGGCGGGGGUUUAGUGUAUUCAGUAGGCACUAUGGC